Phytophthora nicotianae INRA-310 is the source of this 1770-nucleotide messenger RNA. RefSeq lists its product as hypothetical. The transcript has 2 exons. The record is from RefSeq and is a predicted model, not a curated record. Gene Ontology annotation, molecular function: ABC-type transporter activity. Gene Ontology annotation, cellular component: membrane. The coding region runs from base 1 to 1770 and encodes 589 amino acids. NCBI's taxonomy places the organism in Eukaryota, Oomycota, Peronosporomycetes, Peronosporales, Peronosporaceae.
AUGAAUGCUUUGAACGUCUCGAAAGCCCUUUCUGAUCACUACCCGGAUGUUGUUAUCCGUCAACUCGGUCUCGAGAACUGCCAGGACACGAUUGUCGGGGAUGUGAUGCAUCGCGGUGUGUCGGGUGGAGAGCGCAAGCGAGUCACGACUGGAGAAAUGGAGUUCGGAACAAAGACUGUGGUCUUGAUGGACGAGAUCAGUACCGGUUUGGACAGUGCUGCCACGUUCGACAUCAUCAACACGCAGCGUAGUGUUGCUACCAAGUUGAACAAGACAGUCGUGAUCGCGCUGCUCCAGCCUGCUCCCGAGGUCUUUGAUCUCUUUGACGACGUGCUGAUCCUGAACGAAGGUGAAGUGAUGUAUCAUGGGCCUCGUGAGGAAGCCGACAGCUAUUUCGCGUCGAUGGGGUUUGUUCGACCUCCUGGACGUGAUGUGGCCGAUUUCCUACUGGAUUUGGGUACCAAACAGCAGCGUCAAUACGAACGCGCCUUACCUGUUGGUAUGAACGCUUUUCCACGUGAAGCAAGAGAGUUCGCAACUAUUUUCCGACAGUCGAGGAUUUUCCAUGACAUGCUUCGUAGGCUGGAAGAGCCUCUGGAUCGUGAGUUGUUGGGCCGCAAGGGAGAAGAUAUGGACUCAGUACCAGAAUUCCAGCAAACGUUUUGGAACAGCACGAUGACGCUAAUGCAUAGACAGGCAAUGCUGACGAUCCGGGAAAAAGAAUUUCUGAUCUCUCGUGCUGUCAUGAUCACGUUGAUGGGUUUACUCAAUGCAUCCACGUUCUGGGAUGUCGACCCGACCAACGCUCAAGUGAUGUUGGGGGUUUUAUUCCAGUGCAUCCUCUUCUUGGCGGUCGGGCAGACUUCUUUAAUCCCGAUGUUCAUGGCUGCGCGAGAUGUCUUCUACAAGCAACGUGGGGCAAACUUCUACAAGACAUCAGCUUACGUGUUGUCGUGCUCCGUCGCCCAACUUCCAUUGGCUAUUGGUGAAAGUUUGGUGUUCGGUACGCUGAUCUACUGGCUCUGUGGCUUCGUGAGCUCAGCUGAAAACUUCAUCAUUUUCAUGAUUUUGUUGAUGAUGACGAAUUUGGCGUUUGCUGCGUGGUUCUUCUUCAUCACGGCAAUCUCGCCCGAUAUUCACAUCUCCAAGCCAAUUGCGAUGAUGUCUAUCGUCUACUUCAUCCUGUUCGCUGGAUUUGUCGUCACGAAAGACCAAGUGCCUGAUUAUUUCAUUUGGUUGUAUUGGCUGGAUCCGAUUUCGUGGUGUCUGAGAGCUCUCGCGGUUAACCAGUAUCGUUCAUCGGCAUUCGACGUUUGUGUGUACGACGGAAUUGACUAUUGUUUGCAGUUUGAUAUGAACGCAGGCGAGUACUACAUGUCGCUCUUUGACAUUCCCUCGGACAAGUUUUGGAUUGUGUGCGGUGCUGGCUUCAUGGUGGGUGCAUACGUUGUAUUUAUGAUGCUUAGUGUACUUGUGCUUGAGUACAAGCGAUACGAAGGCCCCGAAAACGUUACGUUGACGAAGAAGACUAUCGAGGACGCGGACAACUACGUGACGUUAGAAACGCCUAAGACUGAAGUAAACCAGAUGAUCUUUCCGAACACGUCAACUGUGCUCGAUGUCAGCGAAAAAGAGAAGAAUUUCGUCCCGGUAACGCUUGCUUUCCAGGAUUUACGGUAUUCAGUGAAAUCGCCGUCCAACCCCAAUGAGUCGCUGGACUUGCUGAAAGGCAUCAACGGAAGGGACCAUCAACGGCAAGAUCCUGCUUAA